Molecule: messenger RNA, 2137 nt
Organism: Gavialis gangeticus (Gharial)
Lineage: Eukaryota; Metazoa; Chordata; Crocodylia; Gavialidae
Gene: DNAJC2
Product: DnaJ heat shock protein family (Hsp40) member C2
Exons: 19
Coding region: 1-2085 (694 amino acids)
Biological process (GO): regulation of translational fidelity; 'de novo' cotranslational protein folding
Cellular component (GO): cytosol
Molecular function (GO): Hsp70 protein binding; ribosome binding
Source: RefSeq, a predicted model, not a curated record
AUGCUGCGGGAGACGCGCGAGGGGCAGGUCACCGCCGUCACCAGCGCCCUGUGUGCGGCUUCUGUCCACUGUCAAGUUGAACCUGUGGGAAGAUGGUUUGAAGCGUUUAUUAAGAGGAGAAACGUAAAUGUUUCUGCCUCUUUCCAGGAGUUGGAGGAUGAGAAAGAGCUGUCUGAAGAGUCCGGGGAUGAAGAACUACAGCUUGAAGAAUUUCCUAUGCUUAAAACACUCGAUCCAAAGGACUGGAAGAAUCAAGAUCAUUAUGCAGUACUUGGACUGGGACACAUAAGAUACAGGGCCACUCAGAAACAAAUCAAAGCAGCCCAUAAAGCCAUGGUUUUGAAGCAUCAUCCUGACAAGCGGAAAGCUGCAGGGGAGCAGAUUGGUGAAGGUGACAAUGACUAUUUUACCUGCAUAACAAAAGCGUAUGAAAUAUUGUCAGAUCCUGUGAAAAGACGAGCAUUUAACAGCAUAGAUCCUAUUUUUGAUAAUUCGGUACCUUCUAAAAGUGAAGCAAAAGAGAAUUUCUUUGAAGUUUUUUCACCAGUGUUUGAAAGGAAUGCCAGAUGGUCAAAUAAGAAAAGUGUUCCUAAACUUGGGGACAUGAACUCAUCAUUUGAAGAGGUUGAUGCAUUUUAUUCAUUCUGGUAUAAUUUUGAUUCAUGGAGAGAGUUUUCCUAUUUAGAUGAAGAGGAAAAAGAAAAGGCUGAAUGUCGAGAUGAGAGGAGGUGGAUUGAAAAGCAGAACAGAGCUGCCAGAGCACUGAGGAAAAAAGAAGAGAUGAACAGGAUAAGGACACUGGUUGACAAUGCCUACAGCUGUGAUCCUCGAAUAAAGAAAUUCAAGGAAGAGGAAAAGGCAAAGAAGGAAGCAGAGAAGAAGGCAAAAGUAGAAGCAAAACGAAAAGAACAGGAAGCAAAGGAGAAACAAAGACAAGCCGAGUUAGAAGCAGCACGGUUAGCUAAGGAAAAGGAAGAGGAAGAAGUCAGACAACAAGCACUACUAGCAAAAAAAGAGAAAGAAAUACAAAAAAAAGCAAUUAAGAAGGAAAGGCAAAAAUUAAGAACAACAUGCAAGAACUGGAAUUACUUCUCUGAUAAUGAGGCAGAGUGUGUUAAAAUGAUGGAAGAGGUGGAAAAGCUUUGUGACCGUCUUGAACUAACAAGUCUGCAAUACUUGAAUGAAGCACUUACAUCCACGACAAGGGAAGGAGGAAAGGCUGCUGUAGUUAAACAGAAAAAUAAGCUGGCAUUUGAACACAUUUGGUGCCUUGAAUGUAAAAAGGUUGCGAACCACUGCCCCAUAGCCUGGUGUCUAAGGCUGCAGGAUGUGAGCUUUGUUGGUUCAGGUCCUCUCAGGCAGAGGAAGGAUUUGAACUACAGUCUCCCACUACCUGGGUUCCUGAGUCCUUUUGUGGAUCUAGCUCCAAGUGUGAGCAGUCAGUCUAGGCCUCCCCAUAAGAUAGAAGAAGUAAAUGAGCACAUAAGGCGAGAGAAAGAAGAGGCAGAGGCUCGUAUACGCCAGGCAUCAAAGAGUUCAGAGAGGUCAACGAGCAGUGGUGGAGGGGGGAGUAAAAACUGGUCAGAAGACGACUUGCAGUUACUGAUUAAAGCUGUGAACCUCUUCCCAGCUGGGACAAAUUCAAGGUGGGAAGUUAUUGCCAAUUAUAUGAACUUGCACUCUACUACUGGAAUAAAACGCACAGCAAAAGAUGUCAUCAAUAAAGCAAAGAGCCUCCAGAAACUUGACCCUCAUCAGAAGGAUGACAUAAACAAGAAGGCUUUUGAUAAGUUUAAAAAGGACCAUGGAGCAGUGCCUCAGCUGGACAAUGCUGCACCUUCAGAGCGGUUUGAAGGACCACUCACAGAUUCAUCCCCUUGGACUACAGAAGAACAAAAACUUUUAGAACAAGCUCUGAAGACAUAUCCAGUAAAUACGCCUGAAAGGUGGGAGAAAAUAGCAGCUGCUGUCCCAGGCCGGUCAAAAAAAGACUGCAUGAAGCGAUAUAAGGAACUUGUUGAAAUGGUUAAAGCAAAGAAAGCAGCCCAAGAACAAGUGUUGAAUGCUACUAAAGCCAAGAAAUGACUCUUACUGACAAUCUUUGUUUUCUGUUUUAUAAUAAAAUGCAAAUACUGUA